This is a messenger RNA of Trichobilharzia regenti, 1394 nucleotides long. Lineage: Eukaryota; Metazoa; Platyhelminthes; Trematoda; Strigeidida; Schistosomatidae. The record is from the annotation of a GenBank genome assembly.
ACACACCGAACAUUAUCAUUCUACAGCAAAGUGGUUGGUAAAGGCACUAGAGCCGCUACAUCGCGAAUUAGUUAAAUUCAGUGUAAAAGACGUAUUCAGCUUUGUGGAAACUACCAAAAGCUUGAAUGUAAAGGGAAAGAAAAUGAUGUCACUGGAUGUAGCAUCAUUAUUCACCAACAUCCCACUGCUUGAAACAGUCAACUACAUAUGUGACCAGCUGAUAGGAGGAAAAAUAGAUGUAGGGAUCCCAUCCGAAAAAGUCAAAGAAUUAUUAUUGAAAUGCACUAUGAAUGUUCAGUUUAUGUUCAAUAAUGGUUUUUACCGACAAGUUGAUGGGGUAGCCAUGGGAUCACCUCUGGGCCCUUUGCUAGCGGAUAUUUUCCUGGCAAAGCUUGAAAAUGGUCCACUCAAAGACACGAUUAAAGGGCUUGACUAUUAUUGUCGAUACGUAGAUGAUACCUUCAUCGGUUGUGAUAGAAAUCUUAACAAACAAGAGCUUCUAAAUGCCGUUAAUAGUGUUUACCCAACUAUUCAGUUUACGUGUGAAGAAGAAGACAAUAACAGUUUACCUUUCCUAGACGUCCUACUUACCAUGAACACAGACGGAUAUCUACAAAGGAAAUUAUUUAGAAAGAAAACUUGGACGGGUCAGUACACCCAUUUCCAUAGUUUCACAUGGAUUCAGCACAAAAGAAACUUAGUUAAGUGUCUUAGCUACAGAAUAAAACGAAUAUGCUCAGAGGAAUGCACUAAGGAAGAAAUACAUAAACUGAAAUUCACACUGCAAAAAAUGGACAUCUACAGAGCUUCCUAAAAAAGUAUAUGUCAAUACUUAAAGACACGGCAAAGGUAGAUACCAUAGACAAGAAACCUUUGUAUCUUAAGUUACAAAGGGGAAAUUGCAGCUGACAUUCUAAAAUGUCGACUUAAUAGAGCCAUAGAUAGAACAUUUCCUGCAGCUAAAUUUGUACUAAACUUCUCAACAAAACCAGUUACUCACACAGCAAGUCAAGGAUAAAUUACCAAAGAUGGCCUCAUCGAUGUGCAUCUAUGAAUUCAACUGCUCAUGUGGAGAUAGUUACAUUGGCCGUACUCAGAGGGCUUUAUACAUGCGCGCGCGUGAACAUGUAUCUGCAUGGUUGAGUAAAGGAGUAACCAAAUGCAUAAAUAGUGCAGUCUUAGCCCACUUGGUGGAUACUGGACACCCGAUAAAACUUGACCAGGCGUUCUCAGUUAUUUACCGCGUUCCUAGUAAUUUAUCUAGAGGAGCUCGACUACGUCUUCAAUCAGUAGCUGAAGCGUUGCAAUUAAUACCAGAAGACCAUCUCUUUGCAUACUGAAGUAGUAUGUUCAACCUCUACGUUUACCUUGGCCCAUAAUAAAGCCAACAAAUC